AUGGCUCGAGCGAGGGUCCCAGCCGGUCGACCGGGGCGGUCCCGCUCCACGAAGGCCGGUGCGCCCACCCACUCCCCGCUGGACUGGCUGGAUGACUACGAAGCUGUCAGCGCCUGGAUGGCGCGGCAUGACCUGCAUGCCGCGCUGGAGGCUGGGGACGGGCUCGCCUGGGUCCCCGACUUCCUGCCCGGUGCAGUGGCUGAGGCUGCGCUGGCCUGCCUGGAGGCCAUUCCCCCCUCCGCCUGGAACGCCACGGCGGCUGUCGAGGACGCAGGCGCCAACAAUAUUGCCCACGAGUUCUGGUCCACCAAGUCGGCGCCGGGGACGGCCCUGGCCCAGCUCCUGCGCGCCUUCCCCCUGCUCUCCCCGCGCCACGACUUCACCGCCUUUUCCGCCGCCCGCUACGACGCCCGCCACCACAUCGCGCCGCACGACGACCGAGCCUACACCCCCGUGCUCUGCGACGAUGGGGCAAUCGUGCAGUGCUCGCGCGACAUCGCGGUCGUGUACUACCUUACCCGCAACUGGAGGCCGGAGUUCGGCGGCGCCUUUGUGGACAUCGCCGGCGGCGGCAGGGAGUACUGCCCCGCCUUCAACACGGCGGUCGCCUUCACCAUCCCACGCUGGCACGCGGUGACGGCAGUGGUGGGGCCCAGGCCGCGCUUCUCCGUCUUCGGCUGGUUCCUGGUGCCCGGGAUCGCCUACCCCCUGGGGGACGGCGAGCGCGACGCAGCGGCGGGCAAGGGGCCGGCCCCCGAGCGGUGGUUGGAGGAGGGCGAGGUGGGCCGUUUGCCGCAGCGCUGCAAGCUAGGCCGGCGGCUUCUCCGACUGGAGUCCCGUGGGCUGAGCUAG
This is a messenger RNA of Auxenochlorella protothecoides, 852 nucleotides long. RefSeq lists its product as hypothetical. The transcript is spliced from 2 exons. The record is from RefSeq and is a predicted model, not a curated record. Gene Ontology annotation, molecular function: L-ascorbic acid binding; oxidoreductase activity, acting on paired donors, with incorporation or reduction of molecular oxygen; iron ion binding. The coding region runs from base 1 to 852 and encodes 283 amino acids. Lineage: Eukaryota; Viridiplantae; Chlorophyta; Trebouxiophyceae; Chlorellales; Chlorellaceae.